Eucalyptus grandis is the source of this 1758-nucleotide messenger RNA. RefSeq names its product ABC transporter G family member 15. The coding region runs from base 1 to 1758 and encodes 585 amino acids. Gene Ontology annotation, cellular component: membrane. Gene Ontology annotation, molecular function: ATP binding; ABC-type transporter activity; ATP hydrolysis activity. Lineage: Eukaryota; Viridiplantae; Streptophyta; Magnoliopsida; Myrtales; Myrtaceae. The transcript has 8 exons. The record is from RefSeq and is a predicted model, not a curated record.
AUGGCGUCCUACCUGGUGUGGAACGACUUGACGGUGUCGGUCCCCGCUGGUUCCAAGAGGAAACUGCUAAACCAGCUCAGUGGGUACGCUCAGAUGGGUCGGAUCUUGGCCGUCAUGGGUCCUUCCGGCUCCGGAAAAUCCACCUUCCUCGACUCAUUAGCAGGUCGGAUUUCUUCUGACGUCAAAGAAGAGGGAAAUAUUUCCCUAAGUGGAAGGAAGAAGGGGUUCUUAAACCACAAUGAUCUGUCCUAUGUGACCCAAGAAAAUCUUUUCUUGGGUACUCUCACUAUCAAAGAGACAAUAGCUUACACAGCUCAUCUGAGGCUUUCUUCCGAAAUGACGAAAGCUGAGAUCGACGAGGUGGUAGAAGCAAACAUAAAAAAGAUGGGACUUGGAGACUGCGCAGAGAACAAGAUUGGUAACUGGCACUUGAGGGGCAUAAGCAGUGGAGAAAAGAAAAGACUCGGCAUCAGUCUUGAAAUGGUGACAGACCCACUGAUCUUGCUCCUUGAUGAGCCUACCACAGGCUUAGACAGUGCCUCGGCUUUUUUCAUGGCAAGAGCUUUAAGAAAUAUUGCAGAUGAAGAAAGAAUAGUUAUUUGCUCAAUCCACCAGGCUAGCAGUGAAGUUUUCGAUCUUUUUGAUGAUUUACUCCUUUUGUUGAGUGGAGAAACUGUGUUUCUAGGAGAAGCCAAAAUGGCCAUUGAGUUCUUUGCAGAUGCUGGAUUUGCUUGUCAGAGGAGGAGAAAUCCCGCUGAUCACUUUCUGCGGUGCAUUAGCUUGGACUUCAAUUCUGUAACUGCUACUAUUGCUUUCGAUUAUCAGGUCUGCCGGUUGAAUAAGAAUACUAAUUCCAACAAGUGGAAGCAGCUCAGGGUUUUGACUCAUCGGUCCUUCAUCAACAUAUAUAGGGACAUUGGAUACUCCUGGUUGAGGAUCAUGCUCUACAUUUUAUCAUCAAUAAGUGCUGGAACUCUAUAUUUUGACAUCGGAUAUGACAAUGGGGCAAUUAUCAACAGAGGAAAGUUUGUUUCAUUCCUCUUCGGCCUCAUGGUAUGUUUGUCUUGUGGUGGUGUCCCUUUCUUCAAUGAAGAACUGAAGGUAUUUUAUGCCGAGAGACUCAAUGGGCAUUAUGGCGAGACCCUGUUUGUGCUUGUGAAUUUCCUUUCUUCGCUCCCUUUCUCGGUGGUGAAUUCUCUGGUUUCAGGAACAACGAUAUUCUACAUGGUGAAGCUUCAUUCAGGAUUCUCUCACUAUGGUUAUUUCUGCAUUAACUUCUUCUGCACCACCAUUAUUGAGAGUUGCAUGAUGGUUGUGAACUCAUUUGUCCCCAACGCCUUGAUGGCUGUAGUAACUGGAAUUAGUGUCAAUGUUCUAAUGAUGAUGGCAUCACAGAUCUUUAGACUUCUCGCUGAUCUUCCCAAGUUAUUUUGGCAGUACCCCAUGUCCUACAUCAGUUUUGCCAAAUGGGCAGUUGAGGGUCAAUACAAGAAUGUCAUGACCGGUCUUGAGUUUGAUUCAGCAGAGCCAGGAGAACCAAAACUAAACAGCGAGAUGAUCCUCAAAACAACUUUUGGCAUAUCACUAGAUCAUUCCAAGUGGUGGGAUGUAGCUGUGCUUCUGUUUCAAUUGUUUGUUUACAAAGUACUACUCUUCUUAGUGCUUAGGUACAAGAAGAGAAUAGCGCCCCAGUUACGGUUGUCGUCACAAGUGUUAUUCAAGAAGUGUGUCUUGACAGAUGAUUCUGGUGCCAAAUAG